UGAUUCAAGGGAGGUGCACCGAAAGGGAAGAGCUGGGCAGCUCUCUGCAGCUGUGGUUAAAGUUUACAGAAGGGAAGGAUUUCCUCAGAUUGGCGUAUGGGGACAGAGAGGAAGGGAGAGAGAGAGAGAGAAUUCUGCCCUGUUGUAUUUUUGAUCUUUGCCUUUCUCGCACAAUGCUGCAGUGCUUGGCGGAGCCUGAGCAGAGAACUUUCAGAGUCGUGCUCCUGAGGUAAGAUCAUCUCAGUCAUGCUGAACCUGUACACAGUUCUUCUAGGACUUCUGGUCCUCUUGCCCUUCUUGGGAAAUCUCUUCUUCCCUUACAUUUGGCUGGACUUGAAGAUAUUCUUCCAGACCAUAUAUGUGGGAUACAGGUGUGGCAGGCGUCUCCAGAGCAAGCCUAUCUUCACUAUCGUGGACCUGUUUUUAGCAAAAGUCCGGAAGCACCCCGCAAAGACCCUAAUUCUCUUUGAAGAUGAGGCCUAUACCUACCAAGACAUCGACAGGCUCAGCAACCAGGCAGCUCGAGUCUUCCAGGGCCAGGUGGGGCUGAAAGAAGGAGAAACGGCAGCUGUUUUCCUGAAGAACUGCCCUGCCUACAUCUGGGCCUGGUUCGGCCUGGCAAAGAUCGGCUGUGCCACAGCGUGUGUCAACUAUAAUGUCCGCUCCAAGGUUCUGUUGCACGCCCUCAGCUCCUGCGAAACCAAGGUGCUCCUGACCACUCCAGAUUUCAAAACAGCAAUUGAGGACAUCCUGCCCAGCCUCAGGAAGGAAGGGAUAAAAGUUUUCUAUCUGAGCAAAGAUUCCCCCACUGAGGGGGUGGAAGCCUUGCUGGGACAAAUCAAAUCCAGCUCUGCUGAGGCCAUACCCUUUUCCUUCCGAGCUAACCUCGCUCCUGAAUCUGCAUCCUUAUAUAUUUUCACCUCUGGAACCACAGGGCUACCCAAAGCUGCCAUCGUCAAUCACAAAAGGCUGGCGCGUAUGUCCAGCGUCUUUCACCUGUGGGGGAUCUCUCCUGAGGACAUUGUCUACACCGCACUCCCCUUGUACCACACAGCUGGGCUUGUGGUGGGGUUUGGAGGGUGCUUGGAGGUUGGUUGCACGUGUGUUUUGAAGUCAAAGUUCUCUGUUUCCCAAUUCUGGGAUGAUUGUAGACGGUACCGUGUCUCUGUGAUCCAGUACGUAGGAGAAGUAAUGCGCUACCUGUGUCAUGCACCACCGAAGCAGAAUGACCGUGAGCACAAUGUAAAAAAAGCAGUGGGCAACGGCAUACGAGUGGAGGUCUGGAAGGAGUUCCUACGCCGAUUUGGACCCAUCCAGAUCUGUGAGGUCUAUGGAGCCACAGAGGGAAAUGUUGGAUUCAUAAAUUACUCUGGGAAAGUUGGAGCUGUAGGAAGGGUCAACAUCUUCUUGAAGAAACUGUCUGACUUUGAACUUGUUCAGUACGACCCUGACACAAGUGAACCUGUGAGGGAUAAGAAAGGCUACUGCAUCCCUGUAGCUCCAGGUGAGACAGGUUUGCUGGUGGGCAAGAUAACAACCAUAAACCCAUUUACGGGCUAUGCUGGGGACCGUCAGAAGUCAGAGAAGAAGAUUCUCUGGGAUGUCCGGAAGAAAGGAGACUGCUAUUUCAAUAGUGGAGACCUCCUGAGAGUAGACCAUGAAGGCUUUGUAUAUUUCCAGGACCGAGUAGGAGAUACUUUCCGUUGGAAAGGGGAGAAUGUAGCCACGACAGAGGUGGAGAAAAUCCUGACCACAGUGAAUUUUAUUAAAGAAAUAAAUGUAUAUGGGGUGUCUGUGCCAGGCCAUGAAGGAAAGAUCGGGAUGGCAGCCAUCCAGCUGAAGGAGGGGCUGCCAUUUGAUGGAGAGGAGCUGUACAGACAUGCCAAAGACUAUCUGCCAAACUAUGCCGUCCCACACUUCAUCCGCAUCCAGAAAGCCCUGCAGAUCACGGGAACUUUCAAACACGUCAAAGGCCAACUGGUGAAGGAAGGAUUCAAUCCCGCAGUCAUCAGCGAUCCCCUCUUCUUCCUGGAUGUGUCAGAGAAAUGCUACUUACCUAUGACUCAACAGAUCUAUAGCUCCAUUUCAGAGAUGAGACGGAAGCUGUGAAGAAAGCGUCCAGGCACACGUUGGACGAUGGAGUCCUUCACAGUUGACACCCAGAAAACGAUGGUUCUGAACUUUGUGACUGCUGACUUCAAGGGGAAUGAUCACCUCAAAUUCAUUUCUAAUCUGAGACUGAACUGGGAGAUGUAUGUGUAUGUAGUUGAAAAUCCUGCACUACAAGUUAAUUAGGGAGCACAUGUAGUGGUUAAAGUGUCAGACUAGGUAGAGGGGUGUCAAAUUUAUUCGUUAUGAGAAUCGGAUCUGACAUGUGAGACCUUGUUGGGCCGAGCCACGUGUAUCACAAAAUGUAAUGCCAGGUAGUGGAGAUGUAAACUUUUUAAAGGACACAGCCAAAUACAAUUAAAGAUUUUUUAAAAACUUAAAUAUGCUUAAAACAUUAGCACUGGUUGGUUUUAAUGGUGCUUUUUUGGUAUCUCUCCUAUGUAAUCCAGGGAACUGGGCCAAGGAAGCUCAGGUUCUUUCCUUCCUUCCCCAGGGGACUAAGAGGGGGAGGAGCUUCACCCAAUAGAAGGAAGAGAUGCUUGACUCAGUAGCUCUGCUGUACGACUGAGCAAGCCUGGCAAAGCAAGCUGUGAUGCAAAAAGAAGCAAGAGAGAGGAAGAAGGAAGCAGAUGACAGCCAGUUGCUUGGGGGCCUGAUAGGAGCCCUCUGGGGGCCUGAUUCGGUCCCUGGACCACAUAUUUGACACCCCUGUACUAGGAUCUGGAUAACCCUAGGUUCAAAUCCCCACUCUAUGGUGAAAUCCUUUUUUGUGUGUGUAUUUUUGCAUUUGGGUGUGUGUGCGUGUGUUUGUGACCCGUACCUGGAAGUCAUGGCAACCUCUGGUGACUUCUACUGGUGCAUGGAGGACAUUCAGAGAAGUGGCUUGUUAACCUGCCUUUGCCUCCUGACUCUGGUGUUCUCUGGAGGUCUCCCAUCCAAAUACUUGCCAGGGUUGGCCCUGCUCAGCUUCUGAGAUCCUAUGAGAUUGUGCUUGCCUGGGCUACCCAAGCCCAGGCUGUGUAGUGGAAUCUUGAUGCAUGACUUUGGACCACACACACACAGCCUAACCUACCUUACAGGGUUAUUGUGAGGACAAAAUGGAGGAGAGGAGACCUUUGGGUUCCAGUUGGGGAGAUUGGCAUGAUAUAAAUAAAGUAAAUAAAUAAAAUAAUUUUGGGAAUUUUUAAAA
This is a messenger RNA of Heteronotia binoei (common prickly gecko), 3298 nucleotides long. It is a transcript of the gene SLC27A5, whose product is annotated as solute carrier family 27 member 5. Gene Ontology annotation, cellular component: endoplasmic reticulum. The transcript is spliced from 10 exons. The record is from RefSeq and is a predicted model, not a curated record. Gene Ontology annotation, molecular function: long-chain fatty acid-CoA ligase activity; long-chain fatty acid transmembrane transporter activity. Lineage: Eukaryota; Metazoa; Chordata; Lepidosauria; Squamata; Gekkonidae. Bases 247 to 2109 code for a protein of 620 amino acids.